Messenger RNA from Diabrotica balteata, 2869 nucleotides. NCBI's taxonomy places the organism in Eukaryota, Metazoa, Arthropoda, Insecta, Coleoptera, Chrysomelidae. The record is from the annotation of a GenBank genome assembly.
UAAAAAUGAUUUUUAGCCUUUGAUUUUAGAUAGCUAUAAAAAUAAAUAUAUUAUAUUAUAAAAUUGAAGAUACCAACCUUUUCAACAACAAUGGAUGAACAAUUAAACGAAACUGAGAAAUUAUUAGAUAAAGCUGAUCUAAAAUAUAUGCUAGAGUUUGAAACUAAAAUAUUCCUAGACUGUAUUCAUAAUGAUGGAUUAAUAGUAGCAUCUAAAGGAAUUAAUUUGAAUUUAGUGAUACUAAAUCUAUUGAAAGUAUACUGUGAUGAAGGAAAUUUAGUUUUAGUCUUAAAGAGUACUGAGGCAGAGGAAAAGUAUUAUAGAGAGAAAUUAAAAGAUCCACAUGUCUACAAUAGCACACCUCUGACGAAAGACAGAGAAGAUAAUUAUUUGUCUGGAGGUAUACACUUUGUGACUAGUCGAGUAUUAGUUGUUGAUAUGUUAAAGAAAAGAAUACCAAUAGAAAAAAUAACUGGAAUUAUCGUUUUAAAGGCUCAUUCAAUAUUGGAGAGUUGUCAAGAAGCCUUUGCUCUAAGAUUGUAUCGUCAAAAUAAUAAAACUGGUUUCAUCAAAGGCUUCACAAAUAAUGUUCACAGUUUUACAGUUGGUUAUGGGCAUGUGGAUAGAGUAAUGAGAGCUUUGUUUGUUAAAGAGUUGUAUAUUUGGCCCAGAUUCCAUUCCACAAUAGUACGAAGUCUGAAAGCUCGUCAGCCAAGUGUAAUAGAACUACAUAUUCCUAUAAGUGAAAAGAUGAAGAGAAUGCAGACACAUAUUCUGGAUCUAAUGAAUUUAACUGUAAAGGAACUGAAACGUCUUAAUCAAACUAUAGAAUUACAGGAAAUAACAGUAGAGAAUUGUUUAACUAAAAAAUUUCACAAGAUACUUCAAGCUCAAUUAGAUGUUAUUUGGCACCAGUUAAGUAAAAAUAGUUUACAAUUAGUAGCUGAUCUAAAAACGUUAAGACAUUUAAUGAUUACAAUGUUUCAUUCCGAUCCAGUGUCUUAUUAUUCAUCAGUGAUGGGAUAUCGUUCAAAAGAGUACGCACAGCAGGCAACUUGGGUUCUUCUGGAACCUGCAGAACUUUUAUUUUCCCAAGUUAGUUCCUUUAUUUUUAAUGAAAAAAAAGAGUUUCACCCGGAUUUAUGUCCUAAAUGGAAGCCUCUAUUGGAGAUACUUCAGGUUGAGAUACCUGCGGAAAUGAAAAAAAGCAACCUUAAGGAUAGUACUAUAUUGAUCUUGUCUAGCGAUUACAGAAGCUGUCACCAAUUAAAAGAACUGCUAACAAAAGGUCCACAUUUAUAUUUAUUCCUACGAUCAUGUGGAAGUAAAUUACCGAUCAAAAAAAUAAGUGAUGCUUUUCGAGUAAAUGACAAAAUUCCUGCUGAAGUAGUUAUUCCUGAAGAAAAACCCGAUAAGCAAAAUUUGAAGAACAAGAAAUUGAAACUGGAUUCUAAAUCAACAAGUUCCGAAAGUGAUCCCAAAGACAACACUGAAGAUGAUAAGGACCAGGAAGAGAUUGAAGAUUUUCAGAACAGUUAUAUUCUUACUAUGAGCCAAACUAUUUGCGAAAAUAAACACGAAACUACCAGUAGUAGUACGGAUGAAAGUACUUUCGUUUUUGAACCUUUCUCACAGAUGGAAAACAUGGACCUUACUCAAAUAUGCGAAACAGUACACGAGCCAAAAAUUCUCAUACAAACUUUCAAAGGAUCCAACGAAUUUACUAAUUUGCAGAAUACAUUGGAGAGCGUUAAACCACAAUUUAUAGUCAUGUAUCAUUGUAGUAUGACAGCUGUAAGAGAAAUUGAGAUGUAUGAAUCGCACAAGACAGAUGAAGAACCCGUUAAAGUAUAUUUCUUACUACAUGCCGAUACUGUUGAAGAACAGAGUUAUUUAACUACGCUUAGGAGGGAGAAAGAAGCCUUUGAGUACCUCAUAGAGGCUAAAUCAAAAAUGGUGAUACCUGCCGAUCAAGAUGGAAAAUCAGAUGAUAAUAUCACCCUGCAGAGAGGUGUAAUAAGUCCGGAAAAGAAUACUCGAGAAGGAGGCAAAGAACAGACACCAAAGAAACAAGUUGUAAUAGUUGAUAUGAGAGAAUUUCGUAGUGAAUUACCAACUCUUAUACAUAAAAGAGGUAUGGAUAUCGAACCUCUUACCAUUUCAAUUGGAGAUUAUGUACUGACACCUGACAUUUGUGUGGAAAGAAAAAGUAUUUCGGAUCUUAUAGGAUCUUUAAACUCUGGGAGAUUAUAUCAACAGUGUACCAAUAUGUCUCGAUUUUAUUCAAAACCUAUGUUGCUGAUUGAAUUUGACCAGAACAAGCAAUUCGGGUGGCGGUCCAAUUAUAUGAUAUCUAGCGACAGCAAUAACUUUGACAUCCAACAGAAGCUACUUUUACUUACUUUACACUUUCCAAAGUUGAAGAUUAUUUGGAGUCCAAGUCCAUAUGCUACAGCGCAGCUAUUUGAAGAACUGAAGUUGGAUAAGGAGGAUCCGAAUAUUGCGUAUGCCGCAGCUCUAGGAGGAGAACAAGAUCUCGAUACAAUUCAAUCAAAGUACAAUUCAAAUAUUUAUGAUUUUGUCCAGAAACUGCCAGGAAUCACUUCCAAAAAUAUCGAUGCAUUUUUAAGGAAAGGUAUCAGUAUGGACGAAGUUACCAAAAAGUCUGAGGAGGAAUUGAAAGAAAUUCUUGGAAGUUCUGCAGAUGCGCAAUCACUUUAUUCUAUUAUUCACGGCGAACACAAACCUAAACCAGAAGAGGACAAGAAAAAAGAAAGACCGAAAACUAGAUUUAAAAGCUUUAAAAAGAAGCAAGCAUGAAUGUCUUUAGUCUGUAAUUGUAAACAUUGCUGUGUAAUAUACAUUUUUU